Molecule: messenger RNA, 99 nt
Organism: Plasmodium gaboni
Lineage: Eukaryota; Apicomplexa; Aconoidasida; Haemosporida; Plasmodiidae
Exons: 2
Source: RefSeq, a predicted model, not a curated record
AUAAAUGUAAGAAAAGAAAUUGUCCAUCACACAAUGGGAGAUAUAAUAGAACAUGCGCUUUCUCCCCAAUCGGAUAUUUAUGAAAAGCUUAAAGAGUAA